This is a messenger RNA of Achroia grisella, 1817 nucleotides long. RefSeq lists its product as uncharacterized. Bases 50 to 1240 code for a protein of 396 amino acids. The transcript has 2 exons. Lineage: Eukaryota; Metazoa; Arthropoda; Insecta; Lepidoptera; Pyralidae. The record is from RefSeq and is a predicted model, not a curated record.
AAAGUAUAAAAACUAUAAUAAAAUACUAACAUUGUAAAAUGACACCAAAAUGUUUCCAGUAUCUGAAAAUUAUAUUAGUAAAGUUGUAAAUUUAAUUAUAAAUGAUCUUAACAUAACGGAGGGCAGGUACUCACUAAUGAAGUUUGAGGCAAUAGCCCAAAAUUACUUCGGUGUUAUUGUCCCAGUUGUUAUAACUGGUAAACGCAAGGAAAAUGAAGUAAGUCUGGAUAUAGUUCUAAAAGUAGCUCCUACUGAUGAAAGAUUCCGAGUUAGUGGAGCUCUUACUCAGUUUUUUGCUAAAGAAAUUUAUGUUUACUCAACGAUACUCAGAAAAUAUCAGGAAUUCCAAAAUGACAUGCCAUUAGUAAUGCAAUAUAUUAUGCCAAAAUGUUACUACAUAUCCAAAGAAUAUUGUAAUGAAGUAAUUUCAAUGCAAAAUAUGUGCAAAGAUGGUUAUCAACCAUAUACUCAAAAUAUGUUUUUAGACAUAGAUCAUGUGAAAGUGGCCUUGAUAUCUUUGGCAAAGUUCCAUGCUUUAUCAUUUAUUAUGAGGGAGUGGGAUCCAAAAUUGUAUGAAGAGACAAAAAGUAUAUGUUUACCAUUAAGCAAUAAGACCAAUAAAAGGUUUAUGGAUAUUCUGUUAGACAGAUUACAUAAAGUAACUGGCAUAUUUGAACAUUCUUCGUAUGACUUGAUAUUGGAGAAUAUGAGGAAUAAUUGUGCAUAUUUAGUUGAAUCUGUAGCUUGCAGUGUAAAACAAAUGUGUAUAUGCCAUGGCGACAUUUGGAAAGAAAAUAUUCUCUUUAAAUAUGUGGACAAUAAGCCUAUAGGAGCUUGUCUUAUAGACUAUCAAACAGUCCGGAUGGCCAGUCCAGCAUUUGACAUACUUUUCUUGAUUACUACAAGUACACAUAAUGAAUUAAGACGUAAAUAUUACCAAGAAUUAUUAGAUACUUAUUACCAAACAUUUAUUGGAGUUUUAAAUGAGGCUAACUUAGAUUCACACACUUUAUAUUCAAGGGAAAUGUUUGAGGAGGACUUAAAAAUUGUUGCCCCUGGGUGCUUCAUUGUGGCUAACACUGCUUUAUGGCUCUCAAAUGGUUUGCAGCAAGAAGGUCAUGUUAGGAGCAAACAUAUCUUGACAACAGAUGAGGAAAAAGAAGUUGCUACAAAUAAAUAUAAAUCAGUGAUAAAAAAUAUAUUAGAUGAUUUUAUCUGUUAUGGUUACUUAAGUUUAUGACAUAGUCUUCCAAGUAAUUAGUUGUUAUAAUAUUUGUAAUAGUUUAUUUAUAAAUAUGUGCCUUCCUUGCCUUCAUGUAUACAUUUGUUUUUUAAAGCAAAAUUAAAUUUAGUUAUUCGAUUUUAUCUGUAGUAAUAGAAGACUGUACAAAAUAAAGAAAUUAAUUGGCCAAUUAAAAUAUGUUAAUCACCCUGUUAAGCAUACACAUAUCCACUACCACAAGAUAACAAUUAACUGGAAAGUUUUAGUUGACAACAAUAAAAGUAACAUAUUUUUUUUAAUCAUCACAAUAAUAAUUUUUGUAAUAUCUCAGUGUCAAAUUACUAAUAGGUACUGUUGACUGUUAGAGUUGCUGGAAACCAACUCCAGGGAGAUACAAUUGUAGUUUGAGCGAAUGUAAGCUCUGGUGGUGGUUUAGAAUCUUACCUACGUUAAUUCUCGUGGUUAGAUAAAAAUUGAGGCAGGAAACAAUAAAUAGUUCUCAGAACUGAAGUUAGAGGUCACUGGAUGUUGGUUGUAAAAAGUCUUCUGCGCUGGUGUGUCUGUUUCUCUAUUUUAUCUGCGAUGCAACUUACUU